Phragmites australis (common reed) is the source of this 934-nucleotide messenger RNA. RefSeq lists its product as uncharacterized. Gene Ontology annotation, molecular function: zinc ion binding. Lineage: Eukaryota; Viridiplantae; Streptophyta; Magnoliopsida; Poales; Poaceae. The record is from RefSeq and is a predicted model, not a curated record. Bases 87 to 653 code for a protein of 188 amino acids. The transcript is spliced from 4 exons.
UAAUUCCGUCCAUUUUCAUCCCUACCAACGGCAGCGACGAGCACGACGGCCUGGUUGAUCGAGUCGUCUCCACCGCCGCACCGACCAUGUCCUCCUCCGGCGCCGGCGAGGGCUCGUCGUCGUGGUCGUCUCGGCAGGGGAAGGAGAGGGAGGCGGACGGCGCCGGCGAGAGGCGCCGGGAGGAGGGGGGUGAGGCGGCGGAGGGGGAAUUGGAUUUGGGCGACCUCUACGGCGCGGCGGCGGGGUGGGUGGAGGCGCGGACCAGCUGCCCGCACCUCGGCACCAUGCCGCCCGCUGGUGCUGACGACCUCGCGCGCGUGCCCCCGCCAGACUCGUCGUGCUCCAGAUGUCAUCACCCUGCUGAAAACUGGUUGUGCUUGAUCUGCAAAGAUGUGUUGUGCAGUCGUUUUAUCAACAAACAUAUGUUGUGCCAUUAUCAAGAAACAGGUCACUGUGUUGCUCUGAGCUUCAGUGAUCUGUCAGUUUGGUGUUUUGCCUGUGACUCAUACCUAGAUGUUCAAGCCAUUUUAGAACUGCAUCCAGUCUACGAAGUUGCACAUUUGUUGAAGUUUGGAGAGCGUCCACCUUUUCGGUCACUUGACGUACUGGAUUUGAGCAGCGGAGAAAAUGGAAGUUCAUCAUCAAGAGCUUAGUUCUCUAUAUUCUGUUACUGAGUUUUCUUUUCAUGAUGCUUCAAUCAGAUUCAGACAGGCAGUUGUCUGUUUUAUAACCUGGCACUUAAGCUUCGGUGCAAUAUAAGUCAGCUGAGUGGCCCUGUUUUUUUCCUCUUUACUUUCGGUUAGUACGUUAUAACAACUCAAGACUUCCUUAGAUAGCCAUCGUGAUGUGGUUCGUUGUGUUGAACUUGAACAUGAAGCAAAGUGUAAAAGUCUGCCCACCUCUGAAGAUGAUAAAGGCAUUAUAGUUGCUUUGA